CGACUUACGUCGCUCAAACUCGCUCAAUGAACCUCCGCCGUCCCUUCAGUCGCGAAUGACGUCUUUCCGUCUACGUACGUCGUAGCUAGCUCUAUAUUUCCCGGGGUAGUACAAAUCCUGCCUCCGGUAUUGAUUCCAAUGUUUGGAAAUAGUAGAAUUUUAUUAAAUCCUCCAGUCUGAGGCAAAUUCGAGUGUUCCUAUCAACCACCGCGUUUGUUGAUUCGCUGAUUGGUGUUGCCACGCACCGCACAGCCUGCUGGAUGUUAGGGCACAAACAUGAGUAAUAAGGGACGAUGGGCAAAUCGAUGACUAGGAUUUAAUCGCUCAGACGUGCGAUUAGGUUCGGUAAAGGUGAGAUGGACUUUGGUACUUUUGCAUUUGGGAUAGAAGGACGUCUAGAAGGAUAGGCUCUGUACAGCAUGGAUGACUUAUUGCUAAAAUGGGCGAUGGAGGGUAUGGAAAAGAACUAGGACUGGAUGCUAUCAGAGCCCUACACCAAACCGUGAUCGCUCUGAGAACAGCAUUGGAAGAAAGCAAGAGCGAAAUUUUGGAACUGAAGAGCAAAUCUUGGCCAAUAGAAACGGUCCAAGACGCGUUAAAGGCUCUAACGAUAGAAAAUGCUGCUUUGAAGAGAAAGAUUGUUCAGGGUGAUUUUAAGGGAAAAGACGGAGCUGUAAAAGAUAAAGAUGGAAUUGAUUGUGUUGAAGAUGUGGACACAGUUGUUAAUGGUGUAACCAGAACCAAUACCUGUGAAAACGAUAGAAAGCCUCCAUUCUCCGAAGCUCAGAAACUCAAAAAAGUUCAAAUCGUUUCGCCAAAACUAAAUCCCAAAAAGACCACGAGGAACUUAGAAACAAAAAUAUCUGUUAAGGCUGAAACGUCGAAUGCUAUACAAACAUCUAGAUCUCUCGAGAGUCUUACAGUAAUCAAGUCACCCCUGGAAGGAUCUAAGCAUUUCUCAAUCUCAAAAACAUUUAGUUUUUCGAAUCUUUCUGCUAAUAUACACAGAGAGUUUAACUUUGAUGUAAAAAUGGGUGAUAGAAGCCAAAACGCACAACCACAAGAAAACGCCAUAGAAACGUCUAUUGAUGAGGAACCAGAGGAAGUAAGUAGAGUGAAUUAG
Acanthoscelides obtectus is the source of this 1123-nucleotide messenger RNA. The record is from the annotation of a GenBank genome assembly. NCBI's taxonomy places the organism in Eukaryota, Metazoa, Arthropoda, Insecta, Coleoptera, Chrysomelidae.